CAGCAGCUUCACUGAACAGGUCUAGUCCAGGUCCAGGUCUAGUCUGCUCCACCUCAACAGGAAAAUCGCUGAUUCAAGGUCUCAGCGGGAAUAAAAGUUGUUUUAUAAAUGUUUCCCCGGGUCAGUGGGACUGUCGCGUCGACAUGAUGGCAGUAAGUGGGGGUGCUGCUUGAUUAGGGCGGCUGAAGAAGGCCUUUAUUUUGAAAGCAGCGACAGGAAGUGCCAGAGAAGAGUCUUCAGUCCAAAUGUUCCUGUUGUGAAAUUCCUCAAGUUCCUUUUGUUCGGGGGUCCGGGUCCGGGCUGAACGGGUUUCUGGCCUGAUAGAGGCACAGUGAUAGGACCACCGGGACACGGUCCGGGUUAGAGAGCGGACUGAGCCGGACCGGGUCUGAGCGGCUCCUCGGGACACCUUUUCCAGAAGUUUAAGGAAAGUCGAGGGGAAAGGAGGGAAGGAGGAAGAUGAGGAGGAGGAGGAGCUGAGCAAUGUGGCAAAACUGUGGAGAACGACGUCAGUAGUUGAGUCAGUGUCGGAGACUGAGAUGGAGGGAGAGAAGGAGCGACAGCGGGAGGAGAAGGAGAGUAACGAGGCAGAGGAUGACAGGAGGAGCGAUGAUGAUGCCGACAACGAAGAGGAGGAGGAGGAUGAAGAUUCGGAGGGUGCAGCGCUGGUGUGGCAGGAAGGCUACGGUGAGGACAAUCUGGGCCUUCCCAUCAUGCACUGGGAGGCGCUGAGCCUGCGCAUCGCUGAGCUGGAGAAACAAGAGGAGGAGAAGAAGGAGAAAAAGGCAAAGAGUGGAGUCCCUCUGGAGAGAGGCAGAGCUCCGGUGAGCUGGUCGGAGGAGAGAGGCAGGAGAGCAGAGAGCUGGGAGGACGGAGACGACGCCUGCAACAGCCACGUCCUGGCCCUCACCUCCCGGCUGCAGACACAGAUGAAUCUUCAGCUCUGCUUCAUCAACAACAGUGAGAGUGAGGAAGAAGAGGAGAAAGAGGGAGAUAACAGCAAGAAGGAGAGCUCCAGCUCCCGGAGAGGGACUGUCCAGGUUCAGAAGAAUCCUCCAACUGCUUCUAAGCCAGAGAAACCGAAGUCCAGAGGCUUCAGGAGCACCCUGAGGAGUCUCCGAGACCGGCUGAGGACCACAGACCACAAGACCCUGACUGCAGCUCAGACUGGUCCGGUGGUCCAGAGGAGACAUGUGGAGCGUAGUGAUCUACAGAGCUUCAGUUUAAAGGAGCUCAGUUCUCUCUGCGAUUCUCUCCGCCAGACCAUCCAAGACCUGAGCUCGGACCUUGUGGGUCGCCUCCAGGUCCGGGACCAGCUGAGGACUGAGCAGGACGCCAUGCUGCUGGAGGUCCAGGAUCUGACCUCAUUGUGAAGCAGCCGAGGUUCACACGAACAUUUGAACACUGUUUUUAUAGGACGAUGUCACAGUGACCUCACAAACACCUCCAUGUGACCAAAGUCUGAGCAGCCAAUCACUGAGAGGACUGAGAUGACAUCAUUCAGCUGCUCAGUGUUUAUGUUGUUGUCUGUGUUUAUGUGUUUUAUAAGGGAAAUUUAGUCAAGUCCGAGGGUGAGGGUGAUGAUGGUGAUGGUGAUGGGGGUGGAGCCUUACGGUACACCGAACUGAGCUGGACACCAGAUCCAGCAGUGGACACGUUUUGCCUUCAGACUCAGAGUCGGACCAGAAGAUCAGGACCAGUUUCUUCUCCACGGAGUCCACAACACAUUCAGGUCCAGGUCCUGUUAAACCAGCUCAACACCAAGACCGGAAGAACCUGGUCAGCAGUGGAGUCUCUGAGCCUCAGCUGUCAAGAUGAAGGUUUGGGGUUCAGCUGAUGUUGUUGUCAGAGAUGCUCAGCAGUUGUGUUUGAGUGUUUCUGUUUGAACCCUGACCUCAGUCUGUGCUGACAUCAUCAGUCACUACAGCUGUGGAGAAACCACCAGCCGAUCUCUGAACUUCCUGUUUGUGUUCACACAGUCACCGUGAAUCCAGAUCUCCUCAGUCCCACAGUCCUGCUGAGCUGAUGAUGAUCUGGUCUUUAGUCCUCCUCAUGAAGACUCGGUCUGACCAAUCACAUCACUGCUCUGUUCAGGACACUGAGCUCUGAGUGUUGAUUGGCUCCAUGUACAGCUCAUCAAAGUAUGAUUGAUUAAUCAGAUGUUUCACUGACAGAACAGCCUGUGGAGGGUUUGUCCGCCGUGGAGCAGAGCUUUGAUGAGCAUGAGGUCAGGUUGUAUCCUGUGGAGGUGUGAUCCAUGUUCCUGUUGAUUGAUCUGUCUGUGGUGCUAUCACGGUAACAUUGAAUUUGUUAUGUCUUUGUGAAGAGGAGCAGAGGGAGAUUCACUCAGUGUGUUUUUAUAAACCUGGACUGAGACAGAAAACAUCCAAAGAGCAGCACCUGUAGUAAACAGAAGAACUUUAUUUGACUGACGCGUUUCAGCUUGUGGGUUUCAUCAGGGUCAUCAGAGAACAUAUCACACCAAACAUUUAAAUAGGAUACGUAUGAAACAAAAAAAAACAGCCAAUCAUAUGUCAGCACAUACAUAUCUGCCUACGGAGCUUCUACAAAGGUGGGUUGGGCCAAUCGUUGUCUCAGGCUGGUGGAGAAUGUCCAAUAGAGGACCUGGGUGCCGCCAUGUGUAGUUCAUAGCCUGGAGAAGGAUUGUCCCAAAUGUGUCCAUUUGAUAUGGCAUAGCAGCCCCCCAAAAAACUUCAAUAAAAAAUGAGAAUAUAACUUGAUGGUGUAAAGCGGUAUAGUUUCAUACCUAUUUUAUUUGAAUGUUACAUGUGAUAUGUGAUGAUGACCCUGGUGGAGCCCACAAGCCGAAACGCGUCAGUCUAAUAAAGUUCUUCUGUAUUCUACAAGUGCUGCUGGAGUUUUGACCUCUUUGGACCUUUUCCUUUCUCCAUGCACUGUGGAUGAAGGUGAAGUUGUGCCAGAAACUUUCCUUUGAGACAGAAAAACAUCACAGGACAUUGUCAAGUCUGUAGAGACAAAUACAUUAAAUCAGUGUUGUUGAUGUUUUCACGCAAAGAUCCACUUCACAACUAAAAUGAUCAUGAAAUGACACAACCAGUUAGAAAUAACAGACUUCAUUAUAACAGUGUGUUUUACCAGUACAGUAUCUGUACAGGGAGUUAAUGCUUGUCAGUGCUUCAGCCUGAUGUUGAAAGGGGCUCAUGUUAAGAAGCUGCUGACUCUCAGCAAUCUCUCUGUUUUCUACUGUAGAGAUAUUAAUGUUUUGUACAUGCAUGUCUUUGUGUAGGUUUUUAGAUCUGAAUGUUUGUUCUGUACAAUCAGCACAGUUUUAUUGAUCUGUUGGGUCUGGAUAUGUAAGGGAAGAUAUUUUAUUCCGUUUUUUGUGACAGUUUUAGAUAUUUUUCAUUGAACAAGCAUCAUAACUACAGAGUUUUUUUCCUCUCACUUCUACUUGUACUGUUUUUUCUUUUGUUGGCUCGCUGUCAGUGAAUUCUGUCUGUAAACUGAGUUUCAGUCACAGCUGAAAACCCAGGUAUAAUUUAACUGAAUUUACCACUCGAACCAUUUAAUUCCUGACAGUUAUUUCAACACCAGCUUUUAUGACAUGUAGCAAAGUCGACGUCCAGUAUUUUGGACCCAGUGGUUUUCCUCAGCGUCCUGGCCUCUGUUAGUGGGCCGCUGAGUGAGUCGGGGUCCACCGGUCAAGAAUCUGUCCCUGACCUCAGACAAACUCCUUCAUGUUGUUAUUACGUCCACUGUUUUCCUCAUGUGACCAGCUUUCAGCCAAUGAGCAUCAUGUUCUGACCAGUGAAGAUUUUCACUGACGAGGCUGAUACCUUCUUCCAGGAUCAAACAAGUCUGUAUUAGAGGAACCAGGUUAGAAUUAACAGGAUUAUCUAAUCAUGUUAAUUAGUUAAUUAGUCAAGAGAAGACCUGGCUCCUGUUAAAGUCUUUUUAUUUACCAGAAACAGCGGAAAAUAUUGUUUACAUCAUGUAGUUGUUGUCUUUAUAUUCACAGGUGUUUGUGUAUAAAACCUGUUCAUGAACUGGAGACUGAUUUUAAUUCUGUUUACAUCUGAUUACAGAUUAAAUAAAUAAAGUGUUAGUGCAG
Messenger RNA from Seriola aureovittata, 4093 nucleotides. RefSeq names its product schwannomin-interacting protein 1. Gene Ontology annotation, cellular component: plasma membrane; cell junction. The record is from RefSeq and is a predicted model, not a curated record. The transcript is spliced from 7 exons. NCBI's taxonomy places the organism in Eukaryota, Metazoa, Chordata, Actinopteri, Carangiformes, Carangidae. The coding region runs from base 540 to 1373 and encodes 277 amino acids. Gene Ontology annotation, biological process: positive regulation of hippo signaling.